AUUUGAGAUUCAAGCCCAAGAUAAUAAUCCAGCUAUAAAAGAAGGUGCUUGACCAGACAGCCGUCGAUCCAGCCAGUUGGAGAGCCGCAAUAAUGAAGUGUCUGACAUUGUUAAUGCUUUUGGUCUUGGCCACAUUGGCCUAUGUGCAAGCCGGCAAGGUGAGCAUCAAGGGUGAGUGUAUCAAUUGCAACGAACAUCCCACUACCACAACCACACGGAAACCCACUCCUGCCCGAGGACAUGGCGGCAAGACAACGCCCAAGCCCAGAUCGAAAGCUUCACCAGCCCGGAAAGAUUCCGAUUCGGAUGAGGAUGAUGAUGAUCUAUCCGGAUGGUCAUUGCAUCAAUCCGCUGGCGGAGCUCAGUACAUCGGGCGGCACAAGCGUCAGUGGGGCGGUGGGAGGGGCGGAAGUGAACAAUAUAUCGGUGGUUGGACAGGAAAUGGUCCCAUUACCACCAUCGACUCCCGUGGCACCCCCGAUACAUUUGUCCGCAACAGCGAUUGCGUCGGCUGCAACAUUCGGGGUUGAGGUUCUGACACUCGGAAUAAUAAAAUUAAAAAGUUGGAAAAAAUAACCUUAA
Drosophila serrata is the source of this 582-nucleotide messenger RNA. It is a transcript of the gene BomBc2, whose product is annotated as Bomanin Bicipital 2. Lineage: Eukaryota; Metazoa; Arthropoda; Insecta; Diptera; Drosophilidae. Gene Ontology annotation, biological process: defense response. The record is from RefSeq and is a predicted model, not a curated record.